Messenger RNA from Bipolaris sorokiniana ND90Pr, 1119 nucleotides. RefSeq lists its product as uncharacterized. Bases 46 to 906 code for a protein of 286 amino acids. The record is from RefSeq and is a predicted model, not a curated record. The transcript has 3 exons. NCBI's taxonomy places the organism in Eukaryota, Fungi, Ascomycota, Dothideomycetes, Pleosporales, Pleosporaceae. Gene Ontology annotation, biological process: protein histidyl modification to diphthamide. Gene Ontology annotation, molecular function: diphthine synthase activity.
CAUCACCAAUAAUUUAUUCACCAAAUAAGUCGAGAAUUGCCGAAAAUGCUGUACCUCGUGGGUCUCGGUCUGGCGGACGAGAAGGACAUUACUGUCAAGGGUUUGGACAUUGUGAAGAAGGCCGAGCGCGUCUAUCUCGAGGCGUACACUGCGGUAUUGCUGGUGGAGAAGGAUGUGCUUGAGGCAUUCUAUGGCCGCGAAGUCAUCAUUGCGGACCGUGAAAUGGUCGAGUCUUCAAGCGACGAUAUCCUCAAGGACGCCGACAAGGUCGAUGUCGCAUUCCUAGUAGUAGGGGACCCGUUUGGCGCGACGACACAUACUGACCUUGUCCUCCGUGCCCGCGAACUCUCCAUUCCCACCCGUUCGAUUCCCAAUGCCAGCAUUCUCACUUCCAUUGGCACCACUGGCCUGCAACUCUACAACUUCGGACAAACCGUAUCCAUGGUCUUCUUCCUCGACAACUGGAAGCCCGCCUCCUUCUACGAUCGCAUAAAAGAAAAUGUUUCUAUCGGCUUGCACACGCUUGUGCUCCUAGAUAUCAAGGUCAAGGAACAGAGUCUAGAGAAUAUGGCCAGAGGACGCAAGAUCUACGAGCCACCGAGGUACAUGACAGUCGCACAGUGUGCGCAGCAGAUGCUGGAAAUUGAAGAGGACGUAAAGCAGGAAGGUGCAUACACAAAAGACAGUCUGGCUGUUGGUGUUGCGAGAGUAGGAGCAGAAGAUCAGCAAAUCGUUGCAGGAACACUAGAACAGCUUUGCGAAGCGGAUCUAGGCAAGCCACUACAUAGUCUGGUGCUGUUGGGCAAACGGACGCAUGACCUCGAGAGGGAUUUCCUCGAGGAAUUUGCUGUGGAUAAGGAGAAGUUCAAGGAGAUUUGGAAGAGGGAUUAUGAGGGGAAGUCAUAGAGCAAGAGAAACUUAUUGUUUCUCUGUGACAUUGAAUAUAUGUGCCAGUAUUUGGUAGCAUACAACUAUAUUUCUGAGACAUGGUGGCUCCCUUGGGCCAGCGUACAGUAACUAAGCAAACCCCCAACAACGCUUUUUUACUGUAUUGUACACAGCAUCGCAUCACACUCACUUCUAGAAUCAUCCGUCUUCACCCAUUUCCCUUCCUCCUUC